Molecule: messenger RNA, 962 nt
Organism: Nyctereutes procyonoides (raccoon dog)
Lineage: Eukaryota; Metazoa; Chordata; Mammalia; Carnivora; Canidae
Gene: CCDC42
Product: coiled-coil domain containing 42
Exons: 7
Coding region: 1-951 (316 amino acids)
Biological process (GO): spermatid development
Source: RefSeq, a predicted model, not a curated record
AUGAGCCUGGGCAUCAUGGAAGAGGAGGACCUCGCUGAGUACUUUCGGCUGCAGUAUGGAGAGCGCCUGUUACAACUGCUGCAGAAGUUCCCCAACAUUGAUGAGCAGUUGGAGUCCCCGUCCAUCCGGCUCCUGGAGAAGAAGAAGGAGGCCAAGAUCAUGCACCGAGCCAUGGAGCAGAAGAAGGAGAUGUUUCAGCGCAGGAUGGAAACGCUGAACCUGCGCUGGGAGGAGCUGGGCAUCAAGGAGGCUCAGCUGAAGGCCCACAUCCAGAAGUUUGAGCAGUUCAUCCAGGAGAACGACCAGAAACGGAUCCGCGCCCUGAAGAAAGCCAACAAGGAGCGGGAGCUGAAGAGGCAGCGGGUGCGCGAGUUGGCCAAGGCCAAGCAGGAGAUGGCGGCCCUGAGGCUGGAGCACCAGAAGCUGAGCAUCAAGCUGCAGGACUACUCCAUUUUCAACAAGUACCUGGAGAAGGUGGUGGAGAACUCAGAGUUCGAGGAGAUCCACGAGGUGAUUUCACGCUACAAGACGCUGGUAAGCAUGCACCAGGACCUCAUGAAGUCGGCGCAGGAGGGCCAGGAGAAGAUCGAGCGGGCCAAGGCGAGGCUGGCGCGCUACAUGGAGGAGAAAGAUGACGAGAUCCUGCAGCACAACAACGAGCUGGCGCGUCUACAGAUGCGCUUCGACCGAGCCCGCAGCGAUGUCAUCAUCUGGGAAUCUCGCUGGGCACACAUCCAGAACACUGCAGCCAAGAAGACCCUCUUGCUUGGCACCAUUAAGAUGGCCACACUGAACCUUUUCCAGAUCGUGAGCAAGCAGCUGAAGGAGACCACCACUGUGUCCCUGGAGGACACGCACAAACAGCUGGACAUGAUCCAGCAAUUUAUCCAGGAUCUGUCAGACAUCUGGGCAGAGGUGAGGAAGAAGGAACAGCAGCAAAUCCGGGUUUAAGGCCGCAGUUC